AUGCCACCAAAACUACCAGAAGUUGAUGAAGGAGUUUUUGAUGAAGUUGAUUCUGCACUCUUUGAAGCUCAACGAAUCAAAGGCCAAUUAUUAAAAAAAGAAGCCCAAUCCAUCGCAAAUCGUUCAGUUUAUUUCGGAAACAAAAUUAAAGAUUCCAUUGAAAAAUACAAAGAAGCUGCUGAUUUUUUCAUGACAGGAAAUGACAAUCAACAAGCUAUUGAUUGUUUCGAGCAGGCUUUGAUUUUAAUGGAAAAGAAACCAAAGGAAUUUAGAUCACGUGAAAAGGGUGAAGUUUAUUUGGAAAUUUCUGAAUGUUUGAGAGAAAUUGGAGUGAGAACAGUGAAAGAAAUGGAAAGAUUGGAAGAAAUUACACAAAAUGCCUGUAUUUUAUUGGCAGAAGAUGGAAAAUUCUAUAAAUCUGCAGGAAUUGAAAAGGAUUUGGCUAAAUUUUUGGAAGAGGAAGGUCCUUCAGUUGAUAAUGUUGGUGAAUUGGAGGAAAAUUACUUUUACGCAAAGGCAAUUGAACAUUAUAAGAAUGCAGGUGAAAUGUUUCAGACAGAAAACAGUAAAACCAGCAUGAUGGAAUGUUUCUUGAAAUGUGCAGAGAUUUAUGGAUUGAUUGCUGAUUAUUCAAAUGCAAUGAAAUAUUUUGAAAAGGUUGCUUCUGUUUUGGCAUCUGAGAAAUUAACUGCUUUCAAUGCACGUGAACCAUUAUUGAGAUCUUUCCUUUGUAAAAUCCUAGAAAAUUUAGCAAAAGCUGAAAAUGAUGACUUGACAGGUGCUCUAUGUCAAGGUUAUGAAGAUUUGAGAGAUUGUUAUGAUAGAUACUGUGAAAUUUGCAUUCAUUUGGAUGGUUCUUUGGAAGGAAAUAUGAUUUUAAAGUUAAUUGAAUCUGUCAAGAAGAAAAAUCCAAAAGAAAUGGCCUCUGCUUUGAAAAAGUUUGACAAGAUGAAAACUCUCGACAGUUGGAAUACUACUCUCCUUCUCAAAAUUAAGGAGGCAAUUUCUGUAUUGGAUUUGACCUAAUUCGUCACAAAUUUUCACACAAAUAAAACUCAAAGUAUUAUU
This is a messenger RNA of Naegleria gruberi, 1068 nucleotides long. RefSeq names its product NSF attachment protein. Lineage: Eukaryota; Heterolobosea; Eutetramitea; Acrasida; Naegleriidae. The transcript has a single exon. Gene Ontology annotation, molecular function: soluble NSF attachment protein activity; syntaxin binding. The record is from RefSeq and is a predicted model, not a curated record. Bases 1 to 1026 code for a protein of 341 amino acids. Gene Ontology annotation, biological process: intracellular protein transport; SNARE complex disassembly. Gene Ontology annotation, cellular component: vacuolar membrane; SNARE complex.